This is a messenger RNA of Hypanus sabinus (Atlantic stingray), 7968 nucleotides long. RefSeq names its product bromodomain containing 1a (gene brd1a). Gene Ontology annotation, cellular component: MOZ/MORF histone acetyltransferase complex. NCBI's taxonomy places the organism in Eukaryota, Metazoa, Chordata, Chondrichthyes, Myliobatiformes, Dasyatidae. The record is from RefSeq and is a predicted model, not a curated record. Gene Ontology annotation, biological process: regulation of transcription by RNA polymerase II. Bases 991 to 4548 code for a protein of 1185 amino acids. Gene Ontology annotation, molecular function: protein binding. The transcript has 13 exons.
AUCACCUGUGCCAAAAACGAGUACAGAAAUAAUCAUCUUUCAAGCUGCUCUGCAAUCUUUAUCGACAUGCCCGCAAAUUAACAAACGCAACACAAUGCUGCAAAGCAAGUCUAUGUCUAAGGUCAGGAAGAGCCCACUCAACCACAAUUCCCAUUGGUCACGACCGAGACAUGCACCGCCCUGAGUGAAGCACUGCAACAUUGGUAGGCAGGCGGCAGGACCCCCGCGGCUCACUUCCGCUAAUCGCCAUUGAGCUCCGGCCCUUAAGAGUUCUCAGCACUUUUCCAUGCCCGAGGAAACACAGGUCUUAUAAACAGAGUAUAAUGAAAGACACUACUGUGCCAACCAACACUUUCAACCCGGCCCGGAUUUGCCCAGGAUGGGUGGUAAAAGGGCGAGCGAGUGCCCGCGACGCCAUCUCCGCCCGCUGAUUGGCCGCGCAUGCUCCCCCCUCCCCCCCGUCUGGCGGCCACUCAACCAACGGUGGUUGGCUGCCAGCGGGGGUCUGCGCCUGACGUCAGCGCCCCCGACGUCUUGUGUAACCGAAACGGUGCAUUGUUGUUGAAGAAGGGGAAGGGAAAAAAAACACACACACACUCUUACACAGCAACAGAGCUUUCGAGAAAGAAGUGGAAGCGGAAAAAAAGAGGAGGGGGAAGGGAAGGAGUGGAAAGAAAGAAAGCAACUGCACCGCGCUUGCACGCGCACAGGCUCCCGCUGUGGCGGCACCCGCGAGCCGAACGUUGGCGCGUUCGGUGACAGUUGGCCGCGCGGCGCGAGCGGGAGCGGGAGGAGGAGACGGCGGCGGCGCGAGUCCAGGCUGAGGGAGGCGGCGGCGGAGGAGGAGGAGGAGGAGGAAGGUGGCUGGCGUGUGUGUGCGUUUGCGCGGCGCCCGUUUCAUGAGCGCCCUCCGAGUGGAGUCGGGGGCUCUUCGGCUUCGAACACCGUCCCUUAAGCUCUUCCUGACAGGCGCUGACUUCAUUAUUAACAAUGAGGAGGAAAGGAAGGUGUCAACGAGGGACAGCAAGGCGCUCAGCUUCACCUUGCAAGUUGAAGCAUUCGCCAAGCCGUGAAAUGCUAACAUAUGCUCAAGCACAACGAAUGGUUGAAAUGGAAAUUGAUGGACGGUUACACCGGAUUAGUAUUUAUGAUCCUUUGGAAAUAAUUUCAGAAGAUGACUUAACUGCCCAAGAAAUUGUUGAAUGUAACAGCAACAAAGAAAACAGUGAACGUCCACCUGUUUUUGUAAAGUCUAAAAGAUGCAAAUCCAAUAGAGUUAAAAAGAAGGAUGUUGUUAGUCAAAGUACACAUGGUGCUCAAACUCAAGUAAACACAUUGCCGGAGCCACGAUUUAGGAUUGUAGAUUAUGAACCACCUUCUGCUCCUCGUCGACCUUCGUCUUAUUAUCGGCUCAUUGAGAAGUCUGCAGAGGAGCUCAAUAACGAAGUUGAGUAUGAUAUGGAUGAGGAAGAUUAUGCAUGGUUGGAAAUGAUUAAUGAAAGGCGUAAAGGUGAUGGUUUGAGUGUAGUUUCACAGAAUGUGUUUGAGUUUCUAAUGGAUAAACUAGAAAAGGAAUCUUACUUUGAAAAUUCUAAUCAAGGUGAUCCUCAGUCUUUAAUUGAUGAAGAUGCUGUUUGUUGUAUAUGCAUGGAUGGAGAAUGUCAAAACAGUAAUGUAAUAUUGUUUUGCGACAUGUGUAAUUUAGCAGUGCAUCAGGAAUGCUAUGGAGUUCCAUAUAUACCUGAAGGGCAGUGGUUGUGCCGUCGUUGCUUGCAAUCAUCAUCUCGAUCUGUUGAAUGUAUCUUGUGCCCAAAUAAGGGUGGUGCUUUCAAGAAAACUGAGGAUGGUCAGUGGGGACAUGUUGUAUGUGCUCUGUGGGUUCCUGAAGUCGGAUUUGCUAACACUGUAUUCAUAGAACCUAUUGAUGGUGUCAAGAACAUUCCAGCAGCUAGGUGGAAACUGACAUGCUACCUCUGCAAACAGAAAGGGCUUGGUGCUUGCAUCCAGUGCCAUAAAGCAAAUUGUUAUACAGCAUUCCAUGUAACAUGUGCUCAGCAAGCAGGUCUGUACAUGAAAAUGGAGCCUGUUAAAGAAACGGAAUCCAAUGGAACAACGACAUUCAAUGUGAAAAAGACUGCCUUCUGUGCUGUGCAUACACCUCCAGGCUGUGUGAGAAGGCCACUAAACAUUUAUGAGCCAGCUGAACUAAAAAACGGCAUAUGUAGAAAAGAUUCACCUAACAAGGCAACAAAAACUAAAUGUAAGACGAGGCAGAAGACAAAGAAGGCACAGAAGCUCUUAACUGAAAAAAGUACUACGGUGCCUGUCGUAUCUGUUCCAUGCAUUCAGCCAGAUGGGCUAAACAAAAUAAUGAGUCAGGUAUCAAUACCACGAAAAAAACAAUUUAUACAGAGGGUGUAUGUUUACUGGACACUUAAACGACAAUCAAGAAAUGGUGUACCUCUCCUUCGUCGUUUACAGUCACAUUUGCAGUCUCAGAGAAAUUCACAACAGAGAACAAAUGACGAACAGAAAAAUGGCUUGAAAGAGCAGUUGAAAUAUUGGCAAAGGCUCCGUCAUGACCUUGAGAGAGCGCGUUUGCUAGUUGAACUUAUUCGCAAACGUGAAAAGUUAAAACGUGAACAGGUCAAGGUUCAGCAAGUUGCAAUGGAGCUCCAGCUAACACCAUUAACUGUCAUGUUACGUUCAAUUUUGGACCAGAUUCAGGAAAAGGAUACAGCACAUAUAUUUGCUCAGCCAGUGAGCUUGAAAGAGGUUCCAGAUUAUUUAGAUCAUAUAACGCAUCCAAUGGACUUCUCCACAAUGAGGAAAAGGAUAGAAGAUCAUGGUUAUAAUAACCUGGAUGAGUUUGAAUCUGAUAUUAACCUUAUUAUAGAUAACUGUAUGAAAUACAAUGCAAAGGACACAAUAUUUUACCGAGCAGCUGUGCGAUUAAGAGAUCAGGGAGGUGUUAUAUUAAGGCAAGCUCGUCGUGAGGCUGAUCGAAUUGGUUACGACUAUGAAACUUCAAUGCAUCUGCCUGAACCACCAAAGAGUGAAGCAGCUAAACCUUUGACGUGGGAAGACGUGGAUAGAUUACUGAUGCCUGCAAAUAGAGAGCACAUGUCCUUGGAAGUGCAGCUCAAAGAAUUGCUAGAUAAACUGGAUAUGACAUGUGCAAUGAAGGCCUGCAGUGCUAAAUCUAGACGCGUCAAAUUACUGCGAAAGGAAAUUAAUAAUAUUCGCUUCAAAUUAAGCCAACAGAAGGCUCAGAGUGAACAUGCACACAGUGAAAGCAGUUUAGCUGAUGAUGGAGCAAAGUCGGAACAAGAUGGAGAUUCUAAGUCUUCAGUGCCACCGACUCUUGAGCCAUCUGAUUCUUUACCUCUUCUGCCAAAUUCAGAUACUCCAUCAGAACCACCUAUCCUUAAACCAAUAGAACCUAGCGCUGACCAGAGUAGGUUAAACAAAAGAGUUAAAUUUGAUGGUGAAGCAAGUAAUACUUCCUUGCAGAAUGUGAUAAUGAAUGGACAUUCUCCAGAUGACUUGCACAAUGGUGAUGUCAAUAGCUCAAAAAAAUCUACAGCUGUUGAGCUGCCAGAUGAUACUGGAAGACGUUCUUCUGUUAUCUUCCGUAAACCCAAAAGUGUGUGCUCUCAAAACCAAGCAAAAAAUUCAGAGACUCAACCGCAUCAAGGGCAGCUUGGGACAAAAACAUUUUUAUCUGUGGUAAUUCCCAGACUGGAGACAUUAUUACAACCAAGGAAGAGAUCACGUAGUUUAUGUGGUGACUCUGAAGGAGAUGGCGAAAAGUUACCCCUCAAAAAACCAGGCCUGGCACUAUCCAAUGGAUUUGGUAAUGAGGAAAAACCAGAAACCCCACAGAUCAAUCCAACUGAUCAUCAGCGCCGUCGUUGUGCUUCAGAAUCAAGUAUAUGCACUAGUGUUAGUGCAGUUUCCAACCAGGCAAGCACAAUAAGUCUUCCUAAAUGUGGAAAAGGGAAGCCAGCACUAGCUCGGAGAAACCCUUUGGAGGACAGAAAUGAAUUAAUUGCUUGUAUUGAAAAUGGCAACUUUGCCAAAGCAGCUAGAAUUGCAGCAGAGGUUGGCCAAAAUAGUAUGUGGACUUCCACAGAUUCCAGUUCUGCUUUGGAGCCCUUAAAGUUAAUUUGGGCAAAGUGCAGUGGUUAUCCAUCAUAUCCAGCCUUGGUAAUUGAUCCAAAGAUGCCUCGAAGUGGUUUUCGCCACAAUGGAGUGCCUAUACCUGUGCCCCCUCUAGAUGUACUGAAAAUAGGCGAGCAAAUGCAAAGGAGAGCUGGCGAGAAGCUUUAUCUUGUUCUGUUCUUUGAUAACAAACGAAGUUGGCAGUGGCUUCCAAAAUCGAAAGUGGUCCCUCUUGGUAUUGAUGAAACCAUAGAUAAAAUAAAAAUGAUGGAAGGUCGGACUUCUUCCAUUCGGAAAUCUGUCCGCAUUGCUUUUGAUCGAGCAAUGCUCCAUCAAAGCAGGGUCCAAGGUGAACAAACGAGUGACUUUAGUGACAUUGAUUGAAAAUGUGUCAGAAUUGGGAGAAGAACCCAUCAGUUGAGGUUAAAACCAAGAAAGCUUUGCAAAACCAUUUCUUAGAAAGAAUGUAUUUUCACUGUUGUCUCAAUCAUUGUUCCAGUAGUUGUGCUUAGAAAAAUAAUGGCACCUACUGAUUCACUGCCAGCUGUAAUUAUGUUUUUAAUACAUAAUUUUCUUUUGUGUAAACAUUCAAACUUUCCACUAUAAUUUUUCAGCAGGAUAACUUGUUCAUAGUGUUUAUAAGUCAUGGGAAAAACUGUAAAUACGUGUAUAUUGCUUCACACCGUAAAUUAUUCUGUUGGUCAAAAUUGGUUGCCAUCUGUUCUGGUACUUCGUUGUUUUUAUAUAUAAUCUAAAUGUUCUGUAACUUAUUUAAUAAGCAGAAAGAAAGCUGUUCAUGUAACCGAGUACCGUGCAGCAGGUAAUUUUGGUGCAGAGUAUAGGGAAAAAGUUAAUGAACAAAAUCAAGAUAACUUUAAAUGGUGUGCAAUAGAACAGUAAUAUGAGCUUUUAUAUUUCUCUUACCAAAAGAAAUUUUGAUUCUCAAGUUUAUCUUGGGUUGGUUUGUGUUUCAUAAUAUAAAAAAUCAAGCACAUUUGUUUAUAGGAAUACAGUUUCCAGUUUAACUCUGUCCCCCUAGGUCUGAAUCAAAAAUUACUCAAGAUAAAUUUCCUUAAACAAUAUUAACAGAUCUCACUAGUCUGUAGCACAUCAAAGUAUGUAGACAAAAAAGUAGGUGUCCGGAUUUUAACCACAAGCUAAAUCCCUUAACUUCUGGAUUUUAAAAAAAAUCAACAUUUCUAUUAGGAUAUCAAGCCUUUAUCCUAUUUGAUCAAUUCAGGAAAACAAUGAAUAAAGUCAUACUGUACAGCGAUUUUUCAAAAGAUUGCAUCCUAUUACCAUGUUGUUUAUUUUUAAUAUUUUCAUUUUUCUACCUGUUCAUUUUGGCUUGCCUUACCCUUGAACAAUAUUAAAUGAACACAUUGUCUCUGUCUUGUUGCUUUAGGUUGAUUCAACUUAUGGUGCUGAUUAAGAUUAACCAAAUGUAGCAAAAUCCUAAAUACUAUUUGAAACAAUAGUUGGUGGGAAUAUGUGUGUGGGAAACUGGGAUGCUGAUUUGAUUUUGCAUAUCUAUGAAAUGCAAUAUUUAAAAAAAACAGUAAGACCAUCAUUUACUGCCUAGAAUACCUGAAAUGCAGCAGUGCUUGUUGUACGAAGUGGUUUUGUAGCCUGUGUAUAAUUGUAUAUGAAUUCACUUCAUACUUGUAACUUUUUUUUACUUUGUUGGGAGGGUUGUUUUAAUAUCACAUUUCUUUUCUGCUGUGAUUUACUAUGGGACCUGUACACAAUUUUUUAAAAACAAAUUGUGCCUGCAUUUGUUUCUUAAUUUAUUGUAGAAAGUGUACAGAUUUGCUUUGUAGUAACUUUUAUAAGCAAUUGAACUGGUUUGAAACUGAAAUUUGUAAAGUGUUAAAACAAUAGAACAAAUGUUUGGUUGACUACAGGCACAUCAGUAUAAAACUGUACUUUGGGAAGGAAUAAAUGUGAUGCAAUCCGUUUGUUGCAUAUUCCCUCAAAACUGCUUAUAUCUGUGUGUUCAGUGACUUGAAGUGUUCAUGACAGAAGUUAUGUCAGUCAAUAAGUUGGAUAGCAGUCAAUUUUUUGAUCUGCUUUAUAUAACACUGGUAGGGUAGAUAAGUUGUAGAUAUUAUUUUAGUCAUACUCAUUUUGAUUCUGUGAACCAUUGCAUUAUUCCCAGUAACUGAAGUAAAAUAUAUAUAAUUGGGAAUUAAGAUUUAUAUUAAAUUGCCAAAAUUAUUUUCAUUAGCCAAAUUAAGGAAUAUCUGACCCAAAAUGUAUUUACUGUAUAGUAGUUCUAAAACAUCAGAUUUUUUUAGGUCUAAUUUAGAUUUAGAGUUCCUUGACUGUUUACCAGAUAAAGAAACAAAUCAGAAAUAUAUUGAGCUACACUGAUCCAGUAAAUCCCAUAUUUAAUCUACAAACCUUUCUAAAUUUCUAGUUCAUAGAUCAGGGAGAGGAAAAUCAUGGUUUACACACCAAUCUUCUAUCUAAUGAAGCAUUUUCACAAAGCCUUUUCAGUAAGCAGGUGGGAUUGAAUCCAGUUACAAUGCUCUCAAGUCAAUUUCUAGACAGAAAACUAUAAGUUUGCUGUUGAGCUGAAGCAUGAAGAAUGGCUUGGCUAACUGCUCAAGGACUAUUAGUAGUCACAUAAUAGAUAAAUUAUUAAACCAAAGGCAAAAAUCCCUUUGAUCUCUUAUCAAUCCAUUUAUUUGCCCUUCCUCUAUUGUUACGUAAUCUUUAUAUCAUCCUUGUAAAGACUGUUCUGUGUUCACACAGAGGAAGCCUUCAUCAUGUUGUGUAGUGCUCCUAAUGUGCUAAAUGGAAUAAUUUAGACAGCUACCAGCUCAAAGCUUUACAGCUGUGAGGUGCUGUGAUCCAUUGUUGCUUUGGAACUGAAUUCAUGGCAUGUCAAGUCUCUCCUUUAAGAUUAAAGUAGAGAAGCAAAUGCUAUUUUCUUUCUAUAGUUUUGUAUUAAUAGAAUAUAAUGAAUGAAUAUUUUAUAGUGUAGUUAGUAUCAGGCUCAGUGAUUAAUCACAAAACACUACCAGGCACACACUAGAAAAUUGAUUUUCAUUGGAAUGUUUGCACUGUUCACUUGUGCUGUUCAAGCUUUGUCAUUCCAUAAAGUAAAUUUAACAUCAAAAUGAAUUAUAAAAGUAAUGGUCAUUUGAAGAUUUAUUAAAAACUCCAGAAACUAAGUAACAUUGACAGCUGCCAUGUUUCUUGUAUAAUAUCUGUUUUAUGAUGCCAUGGUCCUAUACUAUUAAGCAAGGAGUUCAGGGACUCUAGGUUGGGAACUCCUGAAUAACCUCUGCAAAUUGGAAGGAAAUUCAGAUAGACUAACUGUAAAGCACAAGUACAAGCAGUCACCCAGUCUUUGUGAACUUUAUACAUGCCAGUUUUAAUUUUUUCGGGCUUUCCUGGCCAAUUAACCUGUGCACUCAAGAUUAAGUAAACUGAUUCUGACAGAUGGAAUUUCUUAGGCUACAUCCACGCUACACCGGAUAAAUCCAAAGCUUUUUCUCUUCAUUUUUAACUUUCGUCCACACUAAAACGGAGUUUUUGUCAGCUGAAACCGGAGAUGUUCAGAAACAUUCUCCAGGGUGUGUAAUUUUGAAAAUGCCGCUUGGCCGGAGCAGUGUGGACGUGGUAACUGGAGAAAUCUAAAAACACUGUCAUGAUGUGCCAGAACAGAUGGUGACAGCAGUGCGCCAUUUCAUUGUUUUCUUGAACGCAAACUAACAAUUUCAGAACAGAGGGCAACGAGACUGAAGCCAGAAGAGUUAGAAAUGUACUCACCAAUUACUUUGACCCAUAACCUAC